Molecule: messenger RNA, 1394 nt
Organism: Erythranthe guttata (spotted monkey flower)
Lineage: Eukaryota; Viridiplantae; Streptophyta; Magnoliopsida; Lamiales; Phrymaceae
Product: very-long-chain aldehyde decarbonylase GL1-9
Biological process (GO): lipid biosynthetic process
Molecular function (GO): oxidoreductase activity; iron ion binding
Source: RefSeq, a predicted model, not a curated record
UGCCACCCCCACACCACUACACUACACUAUUACUAUUACACCCCCCCCAAUUCCUUCUUUACAACGAAUCUUGUUGUGUCAUUAUUCAGACCAGUAAUUCUCCUCCAAGAAUCUCACAACACAUAUCUCCAUUUCUUCUUCCCGAACCCAUUGAUCUGUUCCACUCGAUCAUAUCUCUGUAAGCCUCUUAAUUACUUUGCUACCUUUGUUCAUAAAUACACAUCUGGGUUUUUCUCUUUUUCAAGAUUUUCUUGUCAAAUGUAGCUCUACUCUGAAUCUUAGUUAACGGGUAGAUAUGAUGUGCAGUACUAUAUCUCUGUACACCUUGUAGUAAGUAACAAGCUGGUAAGUUUAGCAUUAUUAUCGAAGAAGAGGAAAAAAAAAACCGAAAUAAAUUUCAAGAAUGGUGUUUUGGGAAGGGUAUGUGAGCGAUGAAUCGAUGGGUACAUUUGCCCCACUAGUGGUGUACUGGCUGUACGCGGGUUUUUAUCAGCUACUCCCUCCUCUAGAUAAGUACAGGCUGCACACGAAAACCGAAGAAAACGAUAGAAAUUUGGUGCCUUUGAGAUCUGUUGUCAAAGGUGUUCUUCUUCAACAAUUCGUUCAAGCCGUUGUUGCGGAAUUGCUCUUCUUGGUAACUUCUAACGGUAGCUCUUCCGAGCUCACAGUACAACCCUCUCUCCCGAUCCAAGCCCUGCAAUUCAUAACCGCCAUGCUAGUAAUGGACACGUGGCAGUACUUUGUGCAUCGAUACAUGCACCAAAACAAGUUCUUGUACCGACACAUCCACUCUCAGCACCAUAGGCUAGUUGUACCUUAUGCUAUAGGGGCAUUGUACAAUCACCCACUCGAAGGCCUUUUAUUGGACACGUUCGGUGGGGCUAUAUCGUUUCUCGUAUCUGGAAUGACUGCAAGAACUGCCGUUUUCUUCUUCUGUUUCGCAGUUAUCAAAACGGUUGACGACCAUUGUGGGCUGUGGCUGCCUGGUAAUAUUUUCCAAAUGUUUUUCCAAAACAAUACCGCUUAUCACGAUAUUCACCAUCAGCUCCAAGGCACGAAAUUCAACUACUCUCAACCGUUUUUUUCUAUAUGGGAUAAAUUGCUCGGGACUUAUGUACCGUAUACUCUUGUGAAACGGGCUGAAGGGGGUUUUGAGGCGAGGCUGAAAAAGGACUAGUGCCAGGUCGACUUUUUGCUUGUGCCACUCCCGCGAGAGUUGCGUAGGUUCUUUAGUUGGAAGCCUUUGUAUGUUAGAGGGAGUGAAAAUUGUGGCUUCUUUUCGAGAUUUUUUUUCUGUGCCGAGUUAUGACCGUUGGGUGUGUAGUUUAUUUGUCAUAUUUAUUCAUUAACUGGCCAAUGAUUUUGUUCAGUGGUAUCUAUCUUAUUUAUUGUUA